Messenger RNA from Beauveria bassiana ARSEF 2860, 1488 nucleotides. Its product is annotated as major facilitator superfamily transporter. NCBI's taxonomy places the organism in Eukaryota, Fungi, Ascomycota, Sordariomycetes, Hypocreales, Cordycipitaceae. The record is from RefSeq and is a predicted model, not a curated record. Gene Ontology annotation, cellular component: membrane. Gene Ontology annotation, molecular function: transmembrane transporter activity. Gene Ontology annotation, biological process: transmembrane transport. Bases 1 to 1488 code for a protein of 495 amino acids. The transcript has 9 exons.
AUGGAAGUGACGGAAAGCUCAACGUCGAAGCCGGUCCAGCGCUCCAUCGUUAGACGGUGGUACCACUGGUAUGAUGCCGGUGCCAGCAAAGAAGAGCGAAAGCUCCUCAGGAAACUCGACUUUUUCAUUCUGACGUAUACCUGCCUGACAUUUUUCAUUAAAUAUCUCGAUCAAACCAAUGUCACAAACGCCUACCUGAGUGGCAUGAGAGAAGAACUCGGCCUUGGGCACAAAAAUGAGCUGAAUUGGUUUACCACCUACUUUAGCAUUGGUGUCAUCAUCGGGGCUCCAAUCUCAACAUGCAUGCUCACCGUGGUACAGCCAAGAUACUGGCUGCCAUUUUGCACCAUGGGAUGGUCUUUCUUUGUACUCUUCAUGUACAAAGCACAAAACGCCGAAACCUUAUAUGGUCUGAGAUUCUGCUGUGGUCUCUUUGAAGCGGGUGCUUACCCAGGCUGUCUAUACAUUAUUGGAAGCUGGUACAAAAAGUCUGAAAUCAGUCGACGAACCGGCCUGUUUCUCUUCUCCUCGGUUUUCGGAGCCAUGUGCUCGGGCUACAUUCAAGCCGGACUACACAAAAAUAUGAAUGGUGUAGCGGGCCUCGUCUCGUGGCGCUGGCUUUUCAUCUUUGACUUUAUCUUGGGUAUUCCCGUUGCCAUUUUCGGUUUUCUUGUUUGCCCAGAUGAGCCCAAGGGCAAAAAGAUGUGGUGGAUGACAGAAACCGAAAAGACGCUCGCCAUUGCCAGAAUGAAAAGCGAUGGGCGCGACUCUGUAGGUGCCUGGACGUGGGAUGUUGUUCGCCAGGUUCUACGUUCAUGGCAGCUUUACGCCUUUGUCAUUGGCUGGGGCUGGAUCGAACUCACGUGCGGCAACAACAUGAUGCGUUGGAUGGGCUUGUGGCUCAAGGCCGAACACUAUUCUCCCACAAACGUCCAAGCCCUUCCCACCGUCAUUGGCGUGAUGCAACUCUGUUUCAUCUUCAUCAGUUCCGUCGCUGCUGAUUCGCUAAACAAUCGAGCCUUACCACUCGCCACGCUUUGCGGCUUCCUUCUCUUCAGCUACAUUGUUCUUCUGAAGCAUACCGAGAAUACCAGCCUGCGCAUGGCCGCGUACUUUAUCGGCGGCUCAUACGGCGGCCUCUCCCCGCUCAUGGGUGGCUGGAUCAACUGCAGUUGCGGAGGUAACAAGCAGCUACGCUCAUUCAUCACAGCCAUGAUGAUUUCGGUCGGCUAUGCCAUUGAAGCGCCUGCACAGCAGGUCAUGUUUCCCACCAACCAGGCGCCCGAUUUCCGAAAAGCUCAGGGCUACAUCUUUGGCAUCGGCAUGGUCGUCACGACGGGCGUCUGGUGCGCUGCCAUUAUCCCGCUCAUGUCGCGAUACUGGUUCUUCAAGGAUGAGCAGCCCUGCCUGGACUGCGACUGCGACGAGCCGAUUGUCGAGAGCACAACUUACAAGGCCAACAACAAAGCGGCAGAUGCUUCCGACUAG